Canis lupus familiaris (dog) is the source of this 4078-nucleotide messenger RNA. RefSeq names its product G protein-coupled receptor 149 (gene GPR149). The record is from RefSeq and is a predicted model, not a curated record. Gene Ontology annotation, cellular component: neuron projection. Gene Ontology annotation, molecular function: G protein-coupled receptor activity; neuropeptide binding. Lineage: Eukaryota; Metazoa; Chordata; Mammalia; Carnivora; Canidae. Bases 614 to 2803 code for a protein of 729 amino acids. The transcript has 4 exons. Gene Ontology annotation, biological process: neuropeptide signaling pathway.
GUUCGACGGGGAGCUGUGCUCAGUCUCAGUCUCUCUCUCUCUCUCUCUCUCUGUCUCUCUCCUUUUUGCACGUGUCUCUCUCUGAACCUGCAAAGCUGAAACCUACCUGAUAAUCUCCCAGCCUUUGAAUCCAGCUCUGGAACCAAAUGCAUCGCCUUCCUGCUCUUAAAAAAGUGAAUAGAGUUUGAUUACCUCAAGCUACAAGCUGCUUUGCUCCAUAAGAAGGACACAAAAGGAGCCAGACAUCAUUGUUUUUCAGUCUACCCGAGGAGGUUUUUUUGUUGUUGUUGUUUUUUGUUUUGUUUUUGUGUUUUUUCCUUUUAUGCCAGAAACUUAAUGGUUUCGGGAGCAAGUUUCUGGCUUGCUUGUUUUUAAUCGGAGUGUCGAAAAGUUUCUUGCUGAAUGCUUUACACGGAACUCAGUUUUUUAAAUACGGGUUGAGUCUGAUCUAAAGGAGACACGCGUGAUCAUUUUCUGCUGGACUGACGGGGCAACAUCUAGAGGGGAACUUGGUAGGGGAGAAUGAGAUCUGAUUUGCAACGGACAAUCAUGCUUUCUUCUGACAAUAGUCACAGACCCGCUGAAAGGGGGGAUUGACUAUUAGCCCAAGACAAUGUCUGGAUCUUCCAGUAACUUGUCAGCAAACGACUCUAGCCUGUGGAAAGGAGGUGGUGAUUCGACGGACCUUUUAAGUCUGCCAGGGACUCUGAAUAUCUAUCUCUUCUGCCUGACAUGCCUAAUGACUCUCGCGGCCCUGGCGGGCAGCAUCUACUCGCUGGUGUCCCUGCUGAGGAUGCAGACCCGGACGGUCGUGUCCAUGCUUGUGGCUUCCUGGUCCGGGGACGACCUCCUGGGCGUCCUGUCGGUGACCAUCUUCAUGGUCUUGCAGUGGCCGAGCGAGGUCCCUGCGUACUCUCGGCCUCUGUGUGCCACCUCUGCCCUGCUGUACCUGUGCCAGGGCCUCUCGAGCAACUUGAAGGCGACGCUCCUGGUGUCCUACAACUUCUACUCGGUGCACGGGGCGGCGGGGGGCGGGGCGGCCUCCCGCAGGUGCGGCCAGGUGCUGGCCGUGGUGCUGACGGUGUGGGCCGCCAGCCUGGGGCUGUCCGCGCUCCCGCUGUGCGGCUGGGGCGCCUUCGUGCGCACGCCCUGGGGCUGCGGGGCCGACUGCUCCAGCUCCUACGUGCUGCUGCUCUUCGUCGUGUACACUUCGGCCUUCGCACUGCUCGCCGGCCUCUCGGUGCCGCUCACCCACCAGCUGCUGUGCUCGGAGGAGCCGCCCCGGCUGCACGCCAGCUACCAGCACAUCUCCCGCGGAGCCUCCACGCCCGGGACCCCUCCGGGCCGGUGCGCCGAGGAUGCUGCGGGCUCGGCGCCGCGGCGCCCCGGGGCGCGCUCCCAGGGCCCCCACGCGGCGCCGGGGGCACGGCCGGGGCGGGGGCCGCUGCCCGGAGCCUGCGGGCGCGCGAGCCGGGGGGCCCCCUGCGGCGCCGGGAGCUUCCCCGCGAGCGUGGCGCAGAAGCGCUUCUCCCUGAUCCUAGCGCUGACCAAAGCCCUCCUCUGGCUGCCCAUGAUGAUUCACAUGAUGGUUCAGCACGUGCUGGGGUUUCAGAGCCCUCCCUUCGAGACGCUCAGCUUUCUACUAACCCUGCUGGCCACCACUGUAACCCCAGUGUUUGUCUUGUCCAAACGCUGGACCCACUUGCCCUGUGGCUGCAUCAUCAACUGUAAGCAGGACGCCUAUACAGUGGCAUCGGAUGGGGAAAAAACCAAGAGGAGAGGCUUUGAAUUCAAUCUAUCAUUCCAACGGAGUUAUGGGAUUUAUAAAAUAGCACAUGAAGAUUACUAUGAUGAUGAUGAAAAUUCUGUAUCCUAUCACAAUCUCAUGAAUUCUGAAUGCAAAACUGCAAAAGACUCUCAGAGAGACACUCACAGCAUCUUCAAUGCCAUAAAAGUGGAAAUCAGCACUGCACCCUCCCGGGACAGCUCCAUACUAAAAGGGAUCAACAAAUGUACCAAUACUGACAUGACCGAAGCUGAGCAGGAUUGCCACGGUGAGAAGAGCGUUGAUCCAUUGCUUUCUGAAAAAACGGGACAUGAUGCUAACUAUGAAGAAACCACCUUUCUGGAAGGGCCAGAAAGAAGACUUUCUCAUGAGGAGAGUCAGAAACCAGACCUUUCAGACUGGGAAUGGUGUAGGAGUAAGUCAGAAAGAACUCCUCGUCAGCGUUCUGGUGGUGCCCUGGCCAUUCCCUUGUGCGCAUUCCAGGGGACCGUGUCUCUCCAAGCGCCUACAGGGAAAACCCUAUCUCUAUCUACCUAUGAGGUAAGUGCAGAAGGACAAAAAAUAACCCCAGCCUCCAAGAAAAUAGAAGUCUAUCGAUCCAAAAGUGUUGGCCAUGAACCAAACUCAGAAGACACUCCCUCCACAUUUGCGGACACCAGCGUGAAAAUACACUUGGAAGUUCUCGAAAUUUGUGAUAAUGAAGAAGCCUUGGACACUGUGUCAAUCAUUAGUAACAUCAGCCAGUCCUCGACACAGGUCAGAUCUCCAUCCCUACGCUACUCAAGGAAAGAAAACAGAUUUGUUUCCUGUGAUUUAGGGGAAACAGCCUCAUACUCUCUCUUUUUACCCACGAGUAAUCCUGACGGUGAUAUCAACAUCUCCAUUCCGGACACUGUUGAAGCACACAGGCAAAACAGUAAACGGCAGCAUCAAGAGAAGGAUGGUUACCAGGAGGAAAUCCAGUUAUUAAAUAAAGCUUACAGAAAAAGAGAGGAAGAAAGCAAGGGUAACCAGUGAUCAUUUGGUCUAAUAAAGGCAAGAAGGGAGUCUGUGAGUUCAAACUGCUCAACUAAACAUUUUUGUUCUGAGGCUAUUUGAUUUCCUUUAUUUCUUGUUGGUUUACAUAAGCAUUACAGAUUUUGUAGUUAAUUGUUUUUAGGCUAAGCAGCUGGAACUUGUGUACACACUUAAGUGCUUUUGAUGUAUUAUCUGUAGAUCACACACUGUGGUAAUUAAAAGAUUUGUUUCUUAUCCGAUUCCUAAAGCUGUUUUCUAGAUUAAAUAUCAGCCUCAUUUACUAAAGUUUUUGCCUUCUGGUCAUCCUCAGAGUAAAGAGAAAAUUGCAAAAAUUCAGUGAAUAUACUGUUCAUAUGCUCAUGUUUCAACACAUAAUGCUGGCCUUUACUGCAAGGGGUGAGAAGAUAUUUUGGGAAUGGAAGAAAUGUAGCAAAACUCUGAGUUUAUUUAAAGAGACUUGCCUACAUGUGCCUAGCAAAACAAGCUUAUUACAGUUACUGCUUUAGCUUUACACUCAUGUCUAGGAAAUAUAUUCUCAUGUAAAAUGGCAGACUAGCUUCCAACUUUGAAACAUGCAUGCCUGUAGUCUGUAAAUAAUUGUUUCCUUCAUUUCUAUAAAGUACAAAUUGCUUACUAAAUGUUUUUCUUCCUUUCACUCUUAAAUGUAUUUUCCUUUCAUCUUUUCAUUAUGUCAAGACUGCCCUUGACACAAAAUGCUGUGUGUUACAAGUGGAAUUAGUAAUCCAUCACUCAAACAUUACUGGAAAAAGGUUGUAAAUGUACACAUUAUCAUUUCUAGAAUUGUUUUAUUUAAGCAGAAAUUUGGGAAAAACACUGCCAGAUUAAGUUCUGUGAGGUAUACUCAGCUAGAUUAACAAACUUCUGGGUAAAGUAGAGGAAAAUCCACUAAGUAAAAAAAUAAAAGUGUGUUUCUAAAGCUGCAGAUUUGGCAAAUUUUCUCGGCCAUUCUUGAAGUACAGAAAAUUUUAGUACAAAUAUUGUUCUAACUUUAGGUGCUUUUGAGUUUUUUUUUUCUCAAAGAUAUGUAUAUCUCAAGCAAAUUCAAUAUAUUUUAUUAAAUGAGUGUAAGGUAUACAUUUCAAGACUAAUUUUAAAAGUAGUUAUGCAAUGUUUGCAAAUGUUAUAUUGCAUAAAACAGGAAUCACCUUGUCAGAAUAUUAGCAAUGUAUAUUUCAAAAAUUACAAAUUGAUUUUACUUCAAAAUGCUUUAUUCUGAUCUUCCUUUAAACAUACAUUAAAUGCAUUACUGAAAUA